Cricetulus griseus (Chinese hamster) is the source of this 1434-nucleotide messenger RNA. NCBI's taxonomy places the organism in Eukaryota, Metazoa, Chordata, Mammalia, Rodentia, Cricetidae. The record is from RefSeq and is a predicted model, not a curated record.
AUGGCUCCUGGUCCUGCUCGUAUCAGCUUGGGGUCCCAACUGCUGCCUAUGGUGCCCCUGCUCCUACUGCUGCGCGGCGUAGGCUGCGGCCACAGGGGCCCCUCAUGGCCCUCACUGCCCUCGGCCACCGAAGGUCUGCAGAAGGACAAGGACCCCCAGCAGUCCCCUGGGGAUGCAGCAGCCACGCUGGGCCCAGGUGCCCAGGACAUGGUCUCUGUCCACAUGCUCAGGCUCUAUGAGAAGUACAACCGACGGGGCGCUCGGCCAGGAGGAGGUAACACCGUCCGAAGCUUCCGUGCCAGGCUGGAGGUGGUCGACCAGAAGAAGCCUGUGUAUUUCUUCAACUUGACUUCCAUGCAAGACUCAGAAAUGAUCCUCACAGCCACCUUCCACUUCUAUUCAGAACCCCCACGGUGGCCUCGGACACGUGAGGUUUUCUGCAAGCCACGAGCCAAGAAUGCAUCUUGCCGCCUCCUGACCCCAGGUCCACCAGCACGUUUGCACUUAAUCUUCCGCAGCCUCUCACAGAACACCGCUACUCAGGGGCUGCUCCGCGGGGCCAUGGCCCUGGCACCUCCACCACGUGGGCUGUGGCAGGCCAAGGACAUCUCAUCGAUCGUCAAGGCUGCCCGAAGAGAUGGAGAACUGCUCCUCUCUGCCCAGCUGGAUUCUGGGGAGAAAGACUCCGGGAUACCCAGCCCCAGCCCCCACAUGCCCUAUAUCCUUGUCUAUGCCAAUGACCUGGCCAUCUCAGAGCCCAACAGUGUGGCAGUGACGCUGCAGAGAUACGACCCCUUUCCAACUGGAGACCUUGAGCCUCGAGCUGCCCCCAACAGCUCAGCGGACCCCCGUGUGCGCCGGGCAGCUCAGGUCUCCGGGCCCCUGCAGGACAAUGAACUGCCAGGAGUGGAUGAGAGACCAGCGCCUGCCCUGCAUGCUGCCCAGCACUACCACAAGCACGAGUUCUGGCCCAGCCCUUUCCGGGCACUGAAACCUCGCACCGGGCGCAAAGACCGCAAGAAGAAGGAACAGGAAACAUUCUCCACCUCCUCACAGGUGCUGGACUUUGAUGAGAAGACGAUGCAGAAAGCCAGGAGGAGGCAGUGGGAUGAGCCACGGGUCUGCUCCAGGCGGUACCUGAAAGUGGACUUUGCAGACAUUGGAUGGAAUGAAUGGAUCAUCUCACCGAAAUCCUUCGAUGCCUACUACUGCGCUGGGGCCUGCGAGUUCCCCAUGCCCAAGAUUGUCCGCCCAUCCAAUCAUGCCACCAUCCAGAGCAUCGUCAGAGCUGUGGGCAUUGUCCCUGGCAUCCCAGAGCCCUGUUGUGUUCCAGACAAGAUGAACUCCCUUGGAGUCCUUUUCCUGGAUGAGAAUCGGAAUGCGGUUCUGAAGGUGUACCCCAACAUGUCUGUAGAGACCUGUGCCUGUCGGUGA